Messenger RNA from Colletotrichum navitas, 1157 nucleotides. RefSeq names its product MED7 protein-domain-containing protein. Bases 217 to 978 code for a protein of 253 amino acids. The transcript is spliced from 3 exons. Gene Ontology annotation, biological process: regulation of transcription by RNA polymerase II. Gene Ontology annotation, cellular component: core mediator complex; mediator complex. Lineage: Eukaryota; Fungi; Ascomycota; Sordariomycetes; Glomerellales; Glomerellaceae. The record is from RefSeq and is a predicted model, not a curated record. Gene Ontology annotation, molecular function: transcription coregulator activity.
AACGCGCUGAAGUCAAGUUGGUGGCCUUCAAGGCCGCCUGCACCGUACGAAUUGCUGCGUCCAACAUCACACCGGCAAUCCCCAUAACCUUUACCUCUGCAAAGACACGAACUUUCGCUUCCAUAGAAUCAAUCACGCGAACACACGCUGGAUGAUGGCCAUUUUGCCUUGCUGAAGAACUCGACACAAAUAUCUUCUGCCACCGAAAUCGCUAACAUGGCUGACAACCCAGAAGAGCCGUCGCAUAAUGCGCUGUCUUCAACAUUUCCCAAUCCGCCCCCGUUCUGGAGGCAGUUUACGCCAGAAAACCUAUCACGCAUCGAAGAGCUUCGCAAAGCUCAGGCCGACAAAGAUGGUGUCGCAGUCAAGGACCUGCCCGUCCGUCUACCAGACAUUCCCGAAGAUCUCAUGCACCUUCAACCGCCAGCCGAACCAGCAGCAGGCACUUGGAGAGUCCUCGGAGGAAACUACACUCUCGACGACAAGCUUCCCUCGUUAGAGGAGGACGAAAUCCAACGACUGGCGCCGGCGCACUCGGAUGAAAAGGACGGUAAACCCAUGGACCGGGCAUUCGAGCUCAAGAAGAUGGCCAAGUCUCUUCUCUUGAACUUUCUGGAGCUUGUCAGCGUCAUGGCAACGGUGCCGGACGACGGCGCUGCCAAAAUCCAGGACCUGCGCACCCUCCUAAUCAACUUCCAUCAUCUUCUCAACGAAUACCGACCUCAUCAAGCUCGCGAAUCGGCCAUCGCGCUGAUGCAAUCGAACCUCGACCGCACAAGGGCAGAAACAGCAGCCAUCCGAGCCCAGGUGGACAAGGCGAAGCGGGUCCUCGAGGGCCUUGGCAGCAUCGAGACGCCCAAGGGACCAGAAAACAUCACAUCAGCCGUUGAUGGCGAACUGACCGCUAAAGAUGUGGAGACCUUUGGCAGGGCGAGAGAGCAGGAGGUGUGGGCGGAUGCGAAUGCGUUGUUUCUCUAGCGGGGAGAUGGUGACGAGUUGCCCGCUGCUCCGCUGCUAGAGGCCAUAAUCAGGUAUCCCUUCCCACUUUACGACGAUGUAGAAGAGAUGUUCCGGCGUUGGGAAGAGAACCAGGGAGAGUUGCAAGCAUAGAUACCCAGUUUCAACAAAAAGAACAAGGAUCAGGCGAUAUCGGAGGA